Magallana angulata is the source of this 2348-nucleotide messenger RNA. RefSeq names its product alcohol dehydrogenase [acceptor]-like. The transcript is spliced from 12 exons. The coding region runs from base 555 to 2147 and encodes 530 amino acids. NCBI's taxonomy places the organism in Eukaryota, Metazoa, Mollusca, Bivalvia, Ostreida, Ostreidae. Gene Ontology annotation, molecular function: flavin adenine dinucleotide binding; oxidoreductase activity, acting on CH-OH group of donors. The record is from RefSeq and is a predicted model, not a curated record.
UCGUUGAAUUUACAGACACCAACGAGGUGGAGCUUGUCCCCGUGUCGCGGUUAGUGAUGUACGGGAGUGCUUCUAGAAUAAUUUCAGAUCUACUUCAAAGGAAAAAGGCAGUUUUGGUAGGAUAUGCUGCUGAGCUUUACGAAGUAAGACAUUUUUUUUGAGAAUUAUGUACCAAACCAUAUGAUGAUACUGACACAGAGAAUGAAAGUGAUUUUGCAUUGCACCCAUGAUCACUAAAGAAAAAAUCCCGAAAACUUUGCAAACAGUACCCUGCUGCCCAUAAAGUGUCUCAAGAUUUCAUAUCCUCCGGAAAUUCCAAGGCCAUCCACCAGCAGUCCAGGAUGAAGAUGGGGACCAAGCUGCCUCUCAAGCCUGCCAAAUACAGUAUUGAAGCAGGUUAAUGAAGAAAACGAGGCAAUGAAAACUGAUGAAAUCAGAAUCCGCAUGUUGGGGCAGGAUCAGCUGGAUGUGUCCUAGCCAACAGACUUUCAGAAGACUUGGUUUCUAGAGUGCUUAUUGUAGAAGCCGGGGGUUCCGAAGAAGAAAAUGCAGUUAUGCAUAUACCUGUUGCUAUAUGGAAAUUAAUAAAUUCAAAACAAGAUUGGGCAUUUAAAACCGUGCCCCAGAAAAAAUCCUCAAUGGGAUUAAAAGAACAGAGAAGUAUCUGGCCCAGAGGAAAGGUACUUGGUGGUACAAGCUCCAUCAGCCAUCUGCACUACAUUAGGGGGAGUCGCCAUGACUUUGACGGAUGGGCAAAAGAGGGGUGUCAGGGGUGGAGCUACAAAGAUGUCCUACCUUACUUUAUCAAAUCAGAGGACAUACAAAUAUCAGACCUUUCCAGCUCAAGUUACCAUGGACGAGGUGGGCCUGUUGUCGUGAGUUCUGGGGUAGCGACUUCUCUCAGUGACCGAGUGUUCAAACGGGGUAUGGAGGAGCUAGGAUACCAGACUCUGGACUGUAAUGGGGAGUCUCAAACAGGUUUCUGUUAUGGCCAGGAAACGGUCAGUAAGGGUGAGAGAUGGAGUACAGCCAAAGCUUUUCUAAGACCCGCCAUGAAUCGUCCUAAUCUCCACGUGUCUACAGACUCUUAUGUUACAAAGAUCCUGAGAGAAAACAAAAAAGCUGCUGGGAUUUCUUUCAUUAAAGACAAUGUUAAACACGUGGUCAAGGCCAACAAAGAAGUCAUCAUUUCUGGUGGUGCCGUUAACAGUCCCCAGCUUCUUAUGCUGUCAGGAAUCGGGCCAAAAGAACAUCUUUCAGCUUUAAAGAUUCCAGUAGAAGCAGACUUACCUGUAGGUAAUAACUUAGAGGACCAUACAAUGCUCUUCUUGUUGUUCCGAGACAACUCUUCCUCUGGUUCCAGUCCAUCAAUGUGGUCCCACUUGCAGUACCAACUAUUCAGAUCUGGACCCUUUGCAAAGACACAUUUAGAGGCAGAUGCAUUUUUUGGAAAUGACAAGAUUGAACCUCCUUACUUCCAAGUUACAUUUUAUAGUGUCCCUGUUGUAUCAUUUUUCGCACACGAGUUUCCUAAAAUGGAAAACUUGAAUCCAAAGAUAAGAGAUGGUGUUCAAAGUUCUUUAAAAAGAAUAUUAGAAGAAUCCGGAGGAAUAUUCUUUACUACAAACAUACUUCUUCAGCCAAAAAGUAGAGGAACAAUCCGACUCCAGAGUACAGACCCUUUUGAUCCGCCUCUCAUAGAUCCUAACUAUCUGGAUCACCCGGAUGAUAUAACUAAUUUCUUAAAAGGAAUACAGAAAAUGAUGCGAUUAGCCAACACCACGGCGUUUAGAUCCGUGGGUGCCUCGCCAUCUGACCCUUACCAAGAGUACUACCCACCCUGUAACUCCCUGCCCUACCCUUCUGAUGAGUACUGGAUAUGUAGAUUAAGACAUUAUAUGAACACUCUCUACCAUCCGACUUCUACGUGCAGAAUGGGAAAUAACAACGACGACACUGCCGUAGUCGAUCCACAACUUAGAGUGAAAGGUAUCAGCAAUCUACGAGUUGUAGACGCAUCCGUUAUGCGCCAUGUCACUUCCGGAAAUACCAAUGCCCCCACCAUUAUGAUAGCAGAAAAAGCGGCAGAUUUGAUUCGGGGAAUAGACAGUGUUAAGGAUAUUCGAAACAAUACCGAAUAUUUAUAGCAAAGAUACUUGACCCAGGUUCGGUUCCUGCAAGAGAAUAUCUUAACUUUUAAAUUUUUACGAAAGUCUGGAAAUUGGUAAAAUCAGAGAUUUUUUCGAAAUUGUUUUUACCUGCAUGCAUGUAUUUAAAAAAUGUCUUUUGUACUCAUGAUAUGAUAUCAGAUUUUUAACAUAUACCAUAUUAAUAAAUUGCGUACUAUA